Molecule: messenger RNA, 423 nt
Organism: Symbiodinium necroappetens
Lineage: Eukaryota; Dinophyceae; Suessiales; Symbiodiniaceae
Source: the annotation of a GenBank genome assembly
GUUUUCAUGCUGCCGGAGGGUUAUCGCCAUGACAUCCAACACAAGAACCAGUUCGCGAACAUCAACAAGAAUUUUCCGUUGGCCAUCGAACGAGAGUGGCGGGAUUUCAGCAACAAGCGUUGGGUUCGCAUCUACAUCGAGCCCACAACCGUCGCUUCGGGAACCUUUCAGUGGAAUUUUCCAGUGGUUGUCUCAACGUCAGCGCCGAUCAACACAGAGUGGUAUGUGCUCCUGUGCGGUGACUACGAGUGCCAAACCUUCAGUGACCCCUCGGUGAUGGCGAUAUUUCCGGUGCCGGACUUCCAACCGAAGAUUCCAGCCAGAACUCCUGCAAGCUGGAUAACCACAUCAAGCGCUGCUAUGUCGGGACUGGCACUGACUCUGCUCUGCUGCUCCGUACCACUCGGGGAGAUGUUCUUGUAA